Molecule: messenger RNA, 2586 nt
Organism: Penicillium macrosclerotiorum
Lineage: Eukaryota; Fungi; Ascomycota; Eurotiomycetes; Eurotiales; Aspergillaceae
Product: glycoside hydrolase family 55 protein
Exons: 3
Coding region: 1-2586 (861 amino acids)
Molecular function (GO): polygalacturonase activity
Source: RefSeq, a predicted model, not a curated record
AUGUAUGCAACCGCUGGCCGUGCCGUCGAAGCUUCUAGAGAGAGUCCACCGGCCUGGUUUUUGGAAUUGUCUGCAGAGCUCGAUGUUUCACCACCUGAAGAUUUUGAAUCCAGUCAGCUUGCUGGAGCCAGUUCUACUCAUGUCAUCCCAGGGUCUACUGGCGGGGCACUGUCCAGUCCUCUGACAAGCCCCACGAGCACAAGUGCUCCGGGCUCAAAUAGUGUACCAUCAAUACCACAAAUCGCAUCAUCUAGCCCUAUUGUUCCAGGGACUUCUGUCAUUCCAAGCAGCACACAGUCCUUGACGGGUACAAGCAGCGUCACUUCCGCCCCCGAGGUCAAAACAUGUCCUAGCGUGUCACGAAAGUCAACAAAUGUAUUUUGGCUCGACGAUCAAGACCACAAUCAACAGGGUGCAGGAUUCGCUCCAUAUGCGAAUACUACAACGCAUUACCCGGUCUUUCGUAAUGUGAUGGAUUACUCUGUUGUCAAUGAUGGGUCUGGCGAUCAAACUGCCAAAUUACAAAGGUCUAUCGACGACGAUGGGAAUGGGGGAACUCGUAAAGGUUUGGGUGUUACACGAUAUCCUGCUGAAGUUUACCUGCCCGGUGGCACUUAUGUACUGGGAAGUACACUCACAUUGACCGUGGGAACAAUCAUCGUCGGGGAUCCAAAUGACCCUCCUGUUUUAAAAGCCGGCCCGAAUUUCAAGGGCCAGUUCUUGGUCAUGGGGUACGAUAAGAACAAUGGCAACCCGGAAACCACUUUCAUGGUACUCAUGAAGAACGUCAUUUUGGAUACAACCGCUGUUCCAACCACUCAAUCUAUCACAGCUUUGCAAUGGGGAGUGGCACAAGGUUCAGGAUUGACUAAUGUAGAGGUUCGAAUGCCGACAGGCCCAUCACUUCACACAGGAAUCGAUAUUGUGGCUGGCUCUACCAUUGCGGUGACUGAUGUUAAAAUCAUUGGUGGUGCAACUGGAAUUAUUAAUUCCAACCAACAAGUCAACUUCAAGAAUGUCCACUUCAUCUCAUGUGGAACAGCUUUCGAAGCAUCAGGAGGAUGGACUGUUCUGUUGCAAGGUGCCUAUUUUGAAUCAUGCGGCACAGGUGUCAACAUGACUGCCAACUCACUGGGUAGUUUGGUGAUUCUUGACUCUGUAUCAACGAACAGCGGACCAUUGAUCCGAUUUUAUGAUUCCUCUCGCGAUACAGCAAAUCAAAAUAGCCAAUUUUUGAUACAAAAUCUGGAAUACAACUCCGCGGAGCCGAUCGCAGUCGACAUCGAGGGUAAGACCCGCCUUAGUGCGGUAUCCCACGUCGACACUUGGGUGUGGGGCACUAUGGUCCCUGGUCAAUAUACCGCAGGAGGAAGCUGGAACACGCAACGUCCUGCUCCGCUACUUGUCAAUAACCGUUAUAUGACCAAGGCCCAGCCUACGUAUGCGGAAUUUAGCAGUGAGGAUAUUGUCAACGUUAAGACUGCCCAAGGGCACACGGCUAAGGGUGACGGUGUCACGGACGACACCGCAGCCCUCAAUGCAAUUUUGGCCAAGAACUCGGCGGAUUGCAAGAUUACCUUCAUUCCGUUCGGCGUAUAUCGUGUUUCUGACACAAUCUUCAUUCCAGUUGGAUCUCGCAUUGUCGGUGAAGCAUGGUCAGUCAUUACUGGAUAUGGGGACGCUUUUAAGAACCCCAAGAGCCCUAAGGCUGUCGUUCGCGUUGGUAACCCCGGCGAUGUCGGCUUGAUUGAGAUUCAAGACAUGCGUUUCUCCGUCAGCGAAAUCUUGCCAGGCGCUAAAGUCGUCGAGAUCAACGCCGCCGGUGAUCAACCUGGCGAUGUCGGUCUUUGGAACACUGCCGUUACGAUCGGUGGAACAGCCGAAACAAGCGUCUCAACCGAAUGCACCUCACAAGAUCCAAAGGACUGCAUGGCUGCCUUCAUGGUGAUGCAUCUGACCGAGACUUCAUCGGCCUACAUCGAAAAUUUCUGGGGAUGGACGGCGGACCAUAACCUGGAUAGCAAGUCACUGCUGACAAUCAUCUCCACUGGCCGCGGAAUUCUUGUCGAGUCUACUAAGGGAACGUGGCUGACUGGUACAGGUUCUGAGCAUCACUGGCUCUACAACUACAACUUCCACAAUGCAGCCAACGUAUUUGCGGGUCUAUUGCAAACGGAGAGCCCAUACAUGCAAGGGUCUGGCGAGUUUGAGCGGGCGCCCGCCCCUUGGACCGCCUAUCCACAGUAUGGUGACCCUGACUUUUCAUGGUGUGCGCAGGAUGAUGAGAAGUGCCGCACUGCAUUGGCUACCAACGUUGACGGUGGGUCAGACAUUGCAUUGUACAAUUCUGCUGCCUGGGCAUUCUUCGAUGGCUAUUGGAACGCCAUGUACAACGAGCCGUGUAAUGGCAAGUGUCAGAGUAAUAUGAUGCGGGUAACAAACACCCCGCAGAAUCUAGUAUGGUACUCGAUCAGUACGCGCAUGACAGACGUGAUGGUGCUGGAUGGGAAAUCGAAUCCGCGAGAGGCAAACCAUGCUGGUGGAUGGGAGGCCCUUAUCCAAGCAUAUGGACAAUUUGAGGCAUAG